Messenger RNA from Camelus dromedarius (Arabian camel), 2412 nucleotides. It is a transcript of the gene BTBD9, whose product is annotated as BTB domain containing 9. The record is from RefSeq and is a predicted model, not a curated record. Lineage: Eukaryota; Metazoa; Chordata; Mammalia; Artiodactyla; Camelidae. The transcript is spliced from 13 exons. Bases 263 to 2101 code for a protein of 612 amino acids. Gene Ontology annotation, cellular component: cytoplasm. Gene Ontology annotation, biological process: circadian behavior; adult locomotory behavior; modulation of chemical synaptic transmission. Gene Ontology annotation, molecular function: protein binding.
UCGGCUGCGGCCGAGGGGGCGGUGGCUACGAGCGGGGCGCGGAGCAGGCGGAAGAGGCGUCUGUGCCGGCGGCUAGGUCGCAGAGGAACAUCGUCGGGGGGUCCCUCUCAGCAACUAGAGGCCACCCUCAGGUCCUAACCACGUGACCUGCUCACAACCUGACAACUUACUUCUUCAGUGCCAGCAGAGGUAUCUCUCCAGUCGACUACAUUGAGUGACUAGUCCAUAUUCACAGAUCUGUGACUAUCAUCUGUUCUACAAGAUGAGUAACAGCCACCCUCUUCGCCCCUUUACUGCAGUGGGGGAAAUUGAUCAUGUGCACAUUUUGUCUGAACAUAUUGGUGCCUUGUUGAUUGGGGAAGAAUAUGGCGACGUCACAUUUGUUGUGGAAAAGAAACGUUUUCCUGCCCACAGGGUAAUUUUAGCAGCAAGGUGCCAAUAUUUUCGAGCAUUACUGUAUGGUGGAAUGCGAGAGUCUCAGCCUGAAGCCGAAAUCCCUCUCCAAGAUACCACUGCAGAAGCGUUCACAAUGCUACUUAAAUACAUCUACACUGGGCGGGCGACGCUGACAGAUGAGAAGGAGGAGGUGCUGCUGGACUUUUUGAGCCUGGCUCAUAAAUAUGGAUUUCCAGAGCUGGAGGAUUCUACCUCUGAGUAUCUCUGCACCAUACUUAACAUUCAGAAUGUCUGUAUGACUUUUGAUGUUGCCAGUCUCUACUCACUUCCCAAGUUAACUUGCAUGUGCUGCAUGUUUAUGGACAGAAAUGCUCAGGAGGUGCUUUCAAGUGAAGGCUUCCUCUCCCUUUCCAAGACAGCACUUUUAAACAUCGUAUUAAGAGAUUCAUUUGCAGCUCCUGAAAAAGAUAUUUUCCUAGCCUUAUUAAACUGGUGUAAGCACAAUUCAAAGGAGAAUCAUGCUGAAAUCAUGCAGGCUGUGCGUUUGCCUCUAAUGAGCCUCACUGAACUUCUGAAUGUUGUGAGGCCUUCAGGCCUGUUGUCUCCUGAUGCCAUUCUGGAUGCUAUUAAAGUUCGAUCAGAGAGCCGGGAUAUGGACCUCAAUUAUAGAGGCAUGCUCAUACCAGAAGAAAACAUUGCAACUAUGAAGUAUGGAGCCCAGGUGGUAAAAGGGGAGCUGAAGUCUGCCUUAUUAGAUGGUGACACUCAAAAUUAUGAUUUGGAUCAUGGAUUUUCUAGGCACCCAAUUGACGAUGACUGCCGUUCUGGCAUUGAGAUUAAGCUAGGUCAGCCGUCCAUUAUCAAUCAUAUACGGAUCCUCCUGUGGGACCGAGAUAGCCGGUCUUAUUCAUACUUCAUUGAAGUGUCAAUGGAUGAACUUGAUUGGAUCAGAGUGAUUGAUCAUUCACAAUAUCUGUGUCGUUCUUGGCAAAAGUUAUAUUUUCCAGCCCGUGUCUGCAGGUAUAUUCGAAUAGUUGGAACUCACAACACAGUGAACAAGAUUUUCCACAUUGUGGCUUUUGAAUGUAUGUUUACAAACAAAACCUUCACUCUGGAGAAGGGGCUGAUAGUUCCCAUGGAGAAUGUUGCAACAAUUGCCGAUUGUGCCAGUGUGAUUGAAGGAGUCAGUCGGAGCCGAAAUGCCUUGUUGAACGGGGACACCAAGAAUUAUGAUUGGGAUUCUGGCUACACAUGUCAUCAGCUAGGAAGUGGUGCAAUUGUGGUUCAGCUGGCACAGCCAUACAUGAUCGGGUCAAUACGGUUAUUACUGUGGGACUGUGAUGAUCGGAGCUAUAGCUACUACGUUGAGGUUUCCACCAACCAGCAGCAGUGGACCAUGGUAGCCGACAGAACCAAAGUCUCCUGCAAGUCCUGGCAGUCAGUAACUUUUGAAAGACAGCCGGCCUCCUUCAUCCGGAUCGUUGGGACACACAACACGGCAAAUGAGGUGUUCCACUGUGUCCACUUUGAGUGUCCUGAGCAGCAGAGCGGCCAGAAGGAGGAAAACAGCGACGAACCGGGGACAGGGGACAGCAGCUCGGCUAGUCAGCAUCUCGACCCCCAUGCCCUGCAGGCUGCCAGUGGCAACCCACUGCCCCCCAGCCCAGGUUCCAACUCGCGCUCAUCCAACCAGCAGCACCAAUAAAGGAGUCGCACAUGUGGAGUGACUCGGCUUUGAAUGGUUGAGCGUGGGGAAGGAGCUCCUCGACAAGGCGCCGAUGCAGCUCAUCAGGGCACCUGGUCUGACAAGGAAAAUCCUUUGAGGAAGUUCAACCAAAUACACAGUGAGCAAAUCAGUCCGUGGACACUGGAGUUAAUAAUCACUCGAAUUGCUGAGUUAUUAACCUGUCAUCCUGAAGCGUAUCCAGCCUUAGGAGGCUGACAAGGAAAUAGUGAUUAUGCCACCUGCCAAUUUAAUGUUCAGAAGUACAUGUAGAUAAAUGUGUACCAACAUCA